Lethenteron reissneri (Far Eastern brook lamprey) is the source of this 3232-nucleotide messenger RNA. RefSeq names its product TATA-box binding protein associated factor 12 (gene TAF12). The record is from RefSeq and is a predicted model, not a curated record. Gene Ontology annotation, molecular function: DNA binding; TBP-class protein binding; protein heterodimerization activity. Gene Ontology annotation, biological process: RNA polymerase II preinitiation complex assembly; DNA-templated transcription initiation. Gene Ontology annotation, cellular component: transcription factor TFIID complex; SAGA complex. NCBI's taxonomy places the organism in Eukaryota, Metazoa, Chordata, Hyperoartia, Petromyzontiformes, Petromyzontidae.
ACCCCACCCCCCAAAAGCGCGCGCUGCAUUGUGGGUUGCCCGCGCCUCCAUCUGCAAUCGCUCUGGUGAUCGUGUUAUUGUGUAGCCAUGGCAACGCUUCCCCUCUCAAACCCCAUGCCCGUGGCCGAUGUCAUCAGAGACCUGGACACCCAGAUAGCGCUCAUCGGACCUGGACCUCACAAUCCUAAACAGAAGCAGGAUCUGGAGCGUCUCAAAGACCUCAAGACGAAGGCAGUGCAGGUCCUCGCCAACAUGGGCCCCACGGCUCUGCUCAACGUGUCCAGCCUCGCCACCGCGUCGGCCCUCAAGCCCAACGCGGACACCUCGCCCGCCAACGUCGUCGCCGCCGGUCCGACGUCCGUCACGACCGCCGCGGGCAUCUCCUGCUCCCCGUCCUCCACCGCUUCUUCCGUUGCCGGUGGCGCGGCCGCCGCCGCCGUGGUUACGGGGGCCGCGGGCGGUGGUGCCGUCACCGUGAAGCGAGAGUCUCCGUCGGGGACGCCGGCCGGCGGGGUCGCCGGUGGCCCGCGCUGCGUUGUGGACGGCACGCAGGUGCUGAGCAGGAAGAGGCUGCAGGACCUGGUGCGGGAAGUUGACCCCAACGAGCAACUGGACGAUGAUGUGGAGGAGAUGCUGCUGCAGAUUGCCGACGACUUCAUUGAGAACGUGGUGUCCGCCGCCUGCAAGCUGGCACGCCAUCGCAAGUCCUCGUCGCUCGAAGUCCGCGACCUGCAGUUGCACCUGGAGAGGCAGUGGAACAUGCGCAUACCAGGCUUCGGCUCGGAGGAGAUCAGGCCCUACAAGAAGUCCUGCACAACGGAGGCUCACAAGCAGAGGCUGGCUCUGAUCCGCAAAACCACCAAGAAGUAAGGGGAUGGUGGUCCCUCCUCACCUGCCCAGGGUAAAACUUUCUUUUUUCCCAAAUGUAAUUUCUCGAGUCAGCCGGAUGGGUUCAGAGGGCUCACAACGGCCUUGCUGGAGACACUGCAGCGGGCACCACGGUGGCCAGGAGAUGUUGACUACCUCGCCUGGUGUGCAGGAGGUCGUGGCUUCGAUCUCGACCCUGACGAUGCCUGCUGCUGUAGAUUUGGAGUUUGCGUGUUCUCCCCGUGGUCGCGUGGAUUUUUCUCCGGGGCCUCCGUUUUUUUCCCUACCACAUUUAGAAUCAACAUCGCGCAUUUUAGAGUAUUUGGCUACUGCUAUAAAUGUCCACGUGAUGAUGAUAGGCCACUUCAUUGGGCUAUCAUUUGUGAUAGCCAGUUCACUUCUGAAAAGAGCUAAAUAGUAGCUCAGUGGGGCCUUGCCUGGUAACAAUAAAUAGAAAGAGUUUUCAUAGUUUUGCCAUUUGGUCACUGGGCGCGUUACGUGUUACAGCAAGUCCUCUGUUUACGUAGAGUGCGUCCGUCGGAAGCGCAACGUUGUGCCAAACGAUGCAAAUCUAUUGACCGUUGAUUUUCACGAUGUGAAUUUAGGAUGCGUUCUCGGGAGUUGUGGGUUUUUUUUUGGGUCAACAUUUGCAGAAAGAAAAAAAAAUGAAACCUUUCCGAUUUACGCACGCACGCGGAAGGGAAAAAAAAUGUAACUUUAUCGUUACACUGAGGCUCCCACAAGGCCGUGCGGGAGUCCGUGUGGCUCGAGUUGUUUGGUGCCCAGCUCACGUCGAGUUGCGGCGAUCGUGUUCGCUGCGUUUCUCCGCGUUGACGACGUCUUCAUAAAAACAACGGCACUGCUGCCGCCGCUGCUACGCCUCUCUCUAAAUACAACGAACGCUGAGCCGCUCGCGAUGUUCUGAGAUUCGGCGGUGAAUGGGGAGCACCCACACCCCACACCACCCCUGCGACUUGCAGCCGUCUCGGAACGGGGAAAGGAGUUAAAGAAAUACCUAAAAAGAUGUUGUGUAACAAGUCUCAAUAAGUCAUAUAAUACAUGAAGAGAGGGUAGUACAGUACACAGCAUGGCAAUGUUGCACAGUAUGCAGUACAGCGAUAUUGUACAGUAUGGCGGUGUCUGUACAGCAUCACGAUGCACGGCGGCGUAGCCACGCUGCACAGUAUACAGUGCGGCAAUGUACAAUUUUCAGUGUUGUGCGGUAUACAGUGUGGCAGCGUUGUACAGUGCGGCGAUGUUGCAUGGUAUGGUGAUGCCUCGCUGCAGGGUGAUGCAUAGUAUGGCGUCGUCGUACAGUACACAGCGUGACGAUGCACGGUGCACAGGGCAAUGCUGUGCUGUAUACAGUGUGGCAUACAGUGUGGCAUACAGUGUGGUGUGCGGUGCUGCGUGCGGUGUGGUGCUGGUGUACGGUGUACAGUGCGCUGGUGUUAUGAACACUUGAGGCUUAGGCGCCUCCCCUGGGAACGCCGUGGUGGAGUCUGCUGCCCGUGCCGCGUUUCAAAGUUUUUUGACGCAGCGUCGCAGCGAGCCAACUUUCACUCGAUUUGGAAUUGACGCUGGCCACCCCCGACUUUGUCGUUGUUAGUGUCAACGACAACGGGUCGUUUACGUUUGCUGAGCUUCUUUGGCAACCGUGCGUUAGUGAAACCGCGCUAAUCGGCGGUGCGGGGGGGUGGAAGGACUACAAAACUAAACGCAGCGACGACAAGCGGUUCUAAAGAAACGAGUUUGUCUGAAUGGUGAUCAUUUGAAAGUGCGUCCGUAGCUCCCAGCGGCUUCCUAAUUAUCGGAAAGGAAGAGCAUUCCAGACGGCCGCAGAAGCGCACCCGAAAGCGCCCCCCCCCCCCCCCAAUAGCUAAGUCGAGAUCCAGUGGCUUGCAUAGUAGACCGACAUAUUUACAUAGAGAUGCGCCGACUGACUUUCGUAGACCGAACUGUGAUUAAACCUUGUUUUUCAAGUAGCGUAGCGAGUUGAAGAUCCCAGUCCGCUCCACCGGUGACUUGUAGAGAGAGCGAGAGACCCAAGAAGUCCCACAUAGAAGACCCCUCGUGGACUCGCAUAGACAAGAGUUGUGGUGGAGACCCCAGUGGUCUGGAUAGUGACCCCAUAGACACUAGCAGAGACCCAUAGAGUUUUUUUGUGGUUUUUAGUUUCACUUCACCUGACCCUCUAGGCCUGUAUAUAUUUCCCUUGAGCUCAAGGGGAUUCGUAAUCGGCCGGUGGGAAUUUUGUUGUCGUCGUCGUUGUGAUGAUCAUUAUUAAUGUAACCUUUCACGUGCACCUGCGUUUCUUUUGUAAGUCAUUGCUGCAAGGGAGUUCAAUAAAAGUGCUCAGUGCGAU